Molecule: messenger RNA, 6353 nt
Organism: Uranotaenia lowii
Lineage: Eukaryota; Metazoa; Arthropoda; Insecta; Diptera; Culicidae
Product: nuclear factor related to kappa-B-binding protein
Exons: 10
Coding region: 494-6280 (1928 amino acids)
Cellular component (GO): Ino80 complex
Molecular function (GO): protease binding
Source: RefSeq, a predicted model, not a curated record
CCAGUGGUGCUUUAUAGAGUGCUAACGAAGAGAAAAAGACUGAUAUCAGUCAAGUACUAAAGAAUAUUAUGCGUAUUUUCCUAAUUUAAAUCUUCCGUACGGGUGAUGUUUAAAAAUGUGCUGUGAAGGUGUUAAAUAUAAAGUUCAAACAGGUUCUUUCAAGAUAUUGAUCUUACUACGGAUUGUUUGCUUUUUAGAAUGACCAUUCUCUGCUAUACACUUCUAGUUCAAGUGCUAUUGCCGUCAGAACGGGCAAACAGAAUACCAUUUUAAACGCAGAAAAAACGCGAACGACAUGGAAUGCUUUAUUUCACAUUUUCUCGACGAAAACUGUAUUCGAAUGUGGUUAUAAAAAAUUGUCAAAUGUAAAUUGCAUAACACACGUGGCUCUGAUUUCAAGAGGAAAAUCGCUAUUAAUUUGCAAAUAUAAAAAAAAGAUCGGUUUGUUAUGAUUAUUGAAAGUUGAAGUAAGGUGAAAAGUGCAAAAUUCAGUAUGGAUCGAAACAGCUCCAACCAAGACUUCUCGGAAUCGGACUGUUCACAGGAUUCUUCUUCGUCUAAUCUGUCGUCUUCGACCGACUCUUCAAAUGUAUCGCAGAAAGAAUCGACUAAGAAGGAAUACGAAGCAACAAAGAUCACUACGGAAGUCAUCAAUCUACCAAAGGAUUUGUGUGAGGAUCCAGUAAUAUUUGAAGAAUUCUUUUCACUCGAAACGUGGCAUAAUCUGUCUGACCCCAUACGGAAGCACCUUAGUUCAUAUCUUCCGACGUUCAGUGAAAACAUAGAAUAUGAGAAAAACAGUACCAUCGAUGCACUUUUUACUAAUCGGAUAACUCGUUUCGGGCAUUGCCCUUUAAAAAGACUGCAACACAACCUAGAGGAAGGAAACUGUAGGCCAGAGAUUUCUAUAUUUAAUAAAAGUAUAGCAAAGGCUGAACGAAGAGAACAACGUUUCCAAGAGCGCAGUCGUAUGUCUGCCCUCGCCCAAAGGUUGGUUGUUUCCCGGGAGAAAGCAUUGCGAAAUCUUUAUCAACAUCCGGAUGCUGGCGGGCGUGCUUUCAAUCGGAAUAGUUCUGUGUUUCAUCCCUCAAUCAACUCGUUGAGAGCAAAACGGCGCUACUUACAAGAAAUUAGUGGUGUUUCGGAUCUCUUAGGGCUUUCGGAAUUAUUAUCUGAUGAAGAGCGAAAUUCAGAACUCCUCGCCAAUCACUUGCCUCGAAAACAGCGACGACUUUUCGGUCCUGUACAGGGUGGAGCUUCCAGUCCUGGUGCAGAUCAUAGAAUUAUCAACACUCAGGCUUCGAAAGCCGAGCAACAAAUAGCAACCGGCCAUAUGAUCGGAUCCAAUGGCAAAAUUCAAAUAUCUGAAAGACACUAUCGAGAUUUGUUGUUUUCUCAUAAACGUAGAAAAAUUGACGAACCGGACCAUCCGGACUUGGAUUGCCAAGAAAUUAAACUGAAGGAUGUGGUGAGCCGAACUCAGGCAUCCUCUGGAUAUCGACGGAUUAUGCCGCUACCGAAAGUUAGUCUGCCAGAAGAGUCUGUCAAUAUUAGUGUGAUAGCGCCAGAGCAAAUGAUAGAACCAUGUAUAAUUCCGUCUCGAGUCACAUCACCGGCAGAAAUUUGCGCACCCGAACAGGUGAAGAUCGACAUACCGUUAAUUUCAUCGAAACCAGAACCGGAAAAUAUCAUAAGUACUAAUAGUCGAUCUUCGCCGGACCUGUUUCACAAUGAAGAAACGUUGCCUUUAGUGGCACAAGAGAAAAACCAUAAGCUCAACGAAUUACCAGACAUAUGUAUCGAAAAACCACAGGUUUCUUUCGAACUGCAACCAAACUUGUUUGUUGAUCAACCUCUAACGACUGAAGAGGUUGUCCAUGAACCUAACGUGGAAGAUAAUUAUCACGAAAAAUCAAUGAUUGUAUCAACCGAAAAUACUUCUUCCAAUAACAUAGUACCAAAUGAGAACGAAAAUAUCCCGUCAAUACCAAUGAUACCAACGGAAAAUAAUGAAGAAGUACUUAAAACUGAGCGACAAGAUACGGCAGAAGUGAUAGAAUCCGUAAAAAUAUUGGAAGAAAUUGUAGAACAAAAAGAUAUGGAACUGAAUGAAUCAAAUGAUAAGGAAAUUUUGGGUGAAACCAAAGUGCAGUCGCAUGAUGAUUCUAUGCCAGAACUCAUGCAGGAAACUCAUAAAUGUUUUUUGUCGUUAGUUCGAGAUAUGUUCUGUUCUAACCCUGACCAUCGUAUGACAACCGAUGAACUCAAAAUAAAACUUAACUUGUGGCUGAAAACACCUAUUGCUGCUUUGAAUGAUUGGUAUCAACAGGCUGAAGACAAGUGGGACGAUUUGCUCCAAUCCGCUAUAUUGUUCCUAUCUGGGGAGUUUUCAGAUCAACCAGAUGAUUUCGUGCCAUACAUCGAGUACAAAACACAAAUAAAUAUCUAUCAAUGGAUCGGUGCUUCGAGAGAUUCUGAUCAUCGACUUAUGGCAUUGUGUGAGUAUUGGUUGAGUCGUAAACAAGACAUGGGAGUAAAAGCUCAGUCAAAACCGAAAGUCAUAAGUACCAAGCAAAGAUUUACAUUCCCAAGUACAAGUUCUUUCGUGGACGACGAAGAUGUUUCAUCCGAGCGAAGUAUUUCACCUCCUCCCCCUAGGCAUCCCACAGAUUGGUCGGUGCGCAAAGCUACCGAGCAAGAAGUUGCCGUUUUUCGAGAACAAGAAAAACGACGUUACGAAAACCCUCAUCUGGCGUUUACCUACAAACAGCAUUCAUACAACAGUGUGGUAGGUCCAGUGAAAGGUAUCUACACUCAAGUUCCCGGUAUAUCCAAAGCUCGUGGUCACAACAUGUUAGUUGCAGAUAGACCAAAUUUUGUGACGAUUCUUACCCUAGUUCGUGAUGCUACAGCGAGACUUCCAAACGGCGAAGGUACCCGAGCAGAUAUUUGCGAGCUGUUGAAAUCUUCUCAGUACAUCUCUCCGACGGCAACGGAUCAAGUACUUCAGACUAUUGUUAGUGGAGCGCUCGAUAGAAUGCACACUGAACAUGAUCCAUGUGUUAAGUACGAUACUAAACGGAAAAUUUGGAUUUAUCUUCAUCGUAAUCGUACCGAAGAAGAAUUUGAACGUCUUCAUCAUCAGUACCAAGGCAUAUCCAAACACAAAAAACCUGUUUAUCGAAAAAGUAAAUCCAAAGAAGCUGUUGAGGCCACAACCCCUCGUAAGACGCCAACUACUCCAAUUGUAUCUUCUGUGCAAACCUCUAUAGAAAGUGAAGCUAAUCUGGAAGAUGUAUUAGUAAAUAAACCGGCAAUGAUUGAAUCACCUUCAGUUACAAUUCCAACUUCCACUACAAGCUGUAUCACGUUGCCGGACAGUUCAAUUAUUACAGGAAUAUCUUUACCAGUAACAACACUCAAACCGGAGACGAAGCCAAAUGCUUUGCAUGAGACUGUUAAUUUAGAGCCACAAAUCUCAUCUCAGUUGUUAUACACAAAUAUCACUCCCAAAAAAUCGGUUGAUGGCGUUGAGAAUUCCAUUAUGACCAUUUUAAGGAAAACUCCUUCAGAAAGUACCAUUGGUUUUAAGGAAGCAAUUCCCAUACAUGUAAGCCCGUCAUGUAAAAUACAAUCGAUACAACUGAAAAAAUCGCCACAGGCUACGCAUUUCGUUACAAAUGCUAACAAACCUUUCGUUAAUGUUGACCUGAGCCCUGAUAGAGUGAAUCAAACUUCGCUAAAAACUGUAGCCGGAUCACCCAACACUGUAGUGACCAAGAAAAAUAUUCUAGCUCCAAAAUCGCUCAUCAUCAGCAGUACACCGGUAUCCAUACCGACGGUUUCUAAUCCGACGGCAACCACAAUUCCACUGCAGGUAACCGCUGCUGGGGGACAAAGUUUUAUAACUCCAGUCACACUCCAGGCCGGCAAUACCAUACAGCAUACAACAUUCCGGCCUGCCGCUGUCAGAAGUGUAAACGUACAACAGCAACAGCAGCAGGCCCCGGCUGUUUCGAUGGCUCUCAAAACAGCUACGUUGCUUCAAGGCAGAAGUGUUUUAGCUCUCACUUCCCAAUCCCAGCUAGCGAGUGUGAAAGCAUUCUCUCAAUCGGACAUUCAAACGAUCAUCAACAAGCCGCCAAUAACAACAACGGCCACUAUCACUGGACAGCUGAAUAAUCCUCCGGGCACAAUGGUAUUAAAAACCGAUAAUGUGAAUAGUUCUUCCAGUGGUGAAAUCGUCAGUACAAUCAAUACGAUCAAAGGUCAGCAAUCAGUCCUAACACCGGCGCAGCAGAAGCAGAUCUUACAAAAUCUUUUAGCGCAACAGCACAAGCAGGUGUUUACAUCCAAGCCAGUUAUUCUAAAACAACCGACAAAUUCUAGCACUGCCACACAAAUCACAAAUUCUCCGUUGAACACACAGCAAAGUAAAAUAGUAAAACAUCUUCACAAAAUUCCUGCUCUUACACUAUCGGCAGCUUCGUCGUUUUCUUCAAGUCACGGCGGUGCAACAAUUCAAACGGUCAGUGCUAAUCCACAUGUCAUUCAAAUCAAAUCAACAAAUAAUAUCCUGAACACUGCUGGCGGUACAAAGAUUCAACCAAUUAUAACCACUAUCAAAGAGCAGAUGCAACAAAAGACCGUUCAGCAAUCUCUGAUAACUAAAAACACAAAACCGAUGCUCAAGGCGGAUACGUCUGAUAUGGCAACUCUGAAAGCGUCGCCGUUACAGAAUGAUUCGAAAACGCAAUCAGUUUUAUUGCAAUCUACAUCUUCUUCGCCGAUAGUGACACGUGUUAUUAAACCGGCCGGAUCAGUGAGCCAAUCCACAACCAGUUUGAUACGUUCUUCCUUGGCAAACACAGUCAGUGUAGGGCAAGGGACACCUCAAGUAGUGACUAAAGUUGUCAAAAGUAUUGGCGAUAAUCAAAUUGUUUCACUCGAUAGUUUGCUACAACGACAAAGAAUAACCACCGGAGAAACUACAGCCAUUCGUCUUGCAGACGCUAAAAAUAUCAAAACGCAACUGAUACAAUUAUCUAAUAAUAGUUCCACAGGAUCUAGUAUACCCCAAUACGCCGUAAUUUCCCAAAACAGAAACAUUAUAUCAGUUGCUCAAACAUCUGGACAAAGCACAACACAAUCGAUUGUGACCACAAUUGCAAACAGUGUUAUAGACACAAAAACCACACCAGUGCUUAGCACUAGUCAUAGUGCCAUCAUCAAUAGUGGUAGCAUAACUUUUGCCUCCGGUUCACAUGCCGAUGCCAAAGAAUCAGGACAGUUGAAUGUUGUUAAAACCACUUCUAUAAGCAACUUGCAGAAAGCUUCGCAAAAUCAACAUUCGCAACAAGUUUUUACGAAAAUAACUGGUACACAAAAGGUGAUAUCUGCCAAGACUCGAAACGAUGCCAGUUUCAUCAAUUCACCGAUAAAUAUUGCCACUAUUGGAGGAAAUCCUCUGAUAAUCCAUAAACCAGCUGUUCGGGCCGAUACCAAUCAACCAAAUAGCUCUGGUAUAAUAUUUCAUAAUCCAGCAUCGAGUUCAUCCGAAUCUACAAGUAUUGUGUAUGGUCGACAAGCUGUUAAAAUUCCAGGAAAUCUUAUAUCACAGGGUCAUGUGAAUAUUGUCAGUGCACAGCAGGCCACCGGCUCAGGAACACCUCAGAAACUACUGCUUGGUAAUCAGUUGGUAAAAGUCAGGACCGUUCCAAGACAUCCAGGACAGAUGCAAUUUACGUUUGCCCAACAACAACCUAAAGUCGAAUCUCCCAUCAAUACUUCACCAGCGCCAAAUACAAUCAGCGGGAUUGUGAAAAGCAUAAACAGUGAUACCAGUGAUAAAACAACAAUCAAUAGCGUCGUCGUGAAGGCCCCAGUUGUUAGCAAUACUGCUAAGUCGACAUCAGAGGUAGACAUACGUGUCAACCAGCAACCUCAACGAGUCGUUCUAGCCACCCAAGGGAGGCAGCUUGUUACACAGCAAAUUAUUGUACCACCUGGAUUUCAAGGCGGAGCUUUUAAUAUAAAACGGCUAAAAGUAAUACCCGUCAACAGUCAACAAAAAGGGUCAAUUAUUCGUGCACAGCCCAGCAUCAUUCAGCAGAGCAGCCCGUCAGUCGCUGUCACCAAAUCAGCUGCGUCGAUAACGUUGAACGAUACCACAAAUGAAGGUGGAAGCAGAGUUUUCCACGUGUAUAGUAGCGGAAAUAGUAACAAUAGCAGUAGUAUCAAUGACAAUGUUGACUUUAGUGUAAAUCCAGGCAAAAAAUAAUAGUUUUACCUAAAUGUGUAUCAUAUUAAGCAGAAAAAAAAAACAAUAAACUAUUUAUUCUAGAGGUUUUUAA